Molecule: messenger RNA, 2730 nt
Organism: Sclerotinia trifoliorum
Lineage: Eukaryota; Fungi; Ascomycota; Leotiomycetes; Helotiales; Sclerotiniaceae
Source: the annotation of a GenBank genome assembly
GACUUGUAUAGGUACUAACAAUGUGGUCUGCUGCUUAGUCUGGUAUUUGGUCUGUAUAUGUACAAGUACGAAAGCAUAUUUUCCACCGGCUCACAUAGGUCGAUCUGGCACUUUCUUCCAUGUUAAAUUUCUUUCUGGCUUUAUGGUAUGUAUUUGUAUAAAAAGAUUACUAGAUUCCUUGGGGUUAAAGAAUUCUGGUACUUAUGGUCCUGAUUUCGAAACUCCAUUUCUACAUAUAUUUUUGCGACAGAAAUACUGUUUUCCUCUUAUUUCUUCAAGCAUUUUCCUGUAUAGGUAUCUGGAGGAAAGAGGAUUUUGGAAAAUGAUCAUUUCGAAAUUGAGAACGUUGGUGCUGUCUUGUAUUAUUUUGGUGCUCCUUUACACAUGGAAAUUCUUCCUGCCGAAGUUUGCCAACAAUAUAGUUGAUGGGAGGGAGGUCAUAUUGCGGGAUGGUUGGGAUCAAGUAAAGGGGAACAACGAAUUUUGCACGAUGUUAAGGUAGAUGGAGAACGUUUGACGACAACGAGUUCGGCGACGAGCGGGACGGAGGAAGUGAGGAUAUCGACAUCACCUAGGGUUGUAGCAGUGACCGAUUCAGCUUUGAUUUCUUCACCAACGCGAACACCAUACACGUCAAAAGUGGUAGCUGAGCCAUCCGAAUCCCAGACGGCUCGAAACGAGGCCUCUAACUCGAAAUCGCAUCAUCCUUCAGAGCAGGCACCAAGGCCGAAAUCGCAGUACAACAUAAAGCAGACUUCAAAGCCAAAAUCGCAGCAUAAGAAAAGCAGAACAAACCAUCGCAAGCAAUGAUCAAAGAUAACUUUCCUUUGGCGAUGAGUGCUCGCUCAGCCGCCGAUUUACCACCCGUUCCCCCAUGGAACAAACCUCCAGUCCCUCACGUAAAAGAAAAUACACCACUCUUUAUUGCUUUCACGCGGAACUGGCUAUUACUCCAGCAAACGGUUGUCUCGUGGAUAACGUCCGGUUGGCCAGCAGAAGAUAUCUAUGUUGUUGAAAACACCGGCACUAUGAGAUCCAACGAACUCGGCCUUCUCUCUCUGCAAAAUCCUUUUUUCCUAAACCACACUCGACUUCAUAUGUUGGGUGUAAAUGUAAUCGUGACACCUACGAUCUACACAUUUGCCCAGUUACAGAAUUUCUUCCUUUGGACGGCCAUUGAGAAAGAUCUGGAGACUUAUUUUUGGAGUCACAUGGAUAUCAUUCCUAUCACAUUCGAGCAAGGUAUUUCUGCGUCCAAUGGUUACGCCGGACAUCAGACUAUAUAUCAACAUGCUGUCGAAGUUCUCCGAUCAGCACAAUCAGCAGAUCCGGAUCCAAAUGCUUCGGAUCCAAGUAAACCAUGGGCGAUGCGGUUCUUUGCUUUCGAUUACCUAGCUUUAGUUAACCGAGCAGCUUUUGAAUCAGUUGGUGGGUUCGACACUACAAUUCCGUUCUAUCAUACUGAUUGUGAUAUGUACGCUCGAUUACUUAUGGCUGGAUAUGGGGUUAACGAGCCCCGGCAUCUGAUGACAACAUUUGGAAAUGAUUUUGCCGGAACGGACAAAUUUGGAAGUGGAAUAAUCUAUGAUAUCGCGCACAGCAUUGACGAUUUGAUUGUCCUCUACCGAAAGAAAAGUACAGUAGAAGCGAGUUUUACGGGAGAGACCACAUCGAAAGACGAUGAAGCAGGCCGCAAACAUGGCGGAGAACAGUCGAUAACGGUAAAGCAAGCCCACGAGCAAGAAGAAGCUCACAGAAAAGUGGAAGGAAAUCAAAAGCAGGCUGCGACCGAUGACGAUGACGCACAAGCAUAUACGAAGGCGAUGGAAGAACAAGUCCCUUUUGGUAACAAAGCUGAGGCGCAGAAUGAAGGAUAUAUUAAGGCCACUCCCAAGGCAGAUGUCGAUACUAGCGAUUCCGAUGUCCAGCAAGCAUCGAAGAUACAUCAAGGAUGGCAAGGAGCAAAGGAUGCAGGGGGAAAAGAACCGAGCCCCAUGGUCGCGAAGGAUCUUUCGCAAGCAGGUUCUUCGGUCACUAUGUCCGAAGCUGGCGGAUACAAAAGCGAAGCCUGGGAGAUUCCCAAAAAUCCCCAGUUCAAGUCACUAGAGGGCCUCCAUCGCGACGCUACCGCGAAAAAGUCAACCACGUUAUUCUCAUCCACAUCCUUAGACUCAAACUCUAAGUGGGUGACCGACGAGCCCGGUUCCCCGGCCUACUUUCACCUCCUCCAAGUCGCCACCAACAUGGUACUCGCCAAGUACUCCCAAGGCGCCGAAGGUCGAAAUGAAUGGCAACAUCUACAACCUGGAGGUAAAGACGAACCUUAUUAUCGUCAUGCAGAGGGUUUUGAAAAGGCUCUUCAGUUGACUAUUGAGAUGGGAAGAAGAGUUUAUCUCGAGAAGUGGGGGACGCUGGAUUGUGAAUUGAUUCAAGGUGGGUUCACGUUGGAUGAUGAGUGGAAGCCUGAGGAAGGGUCUGAGUUAGUGUAGUUGUUGUGAAUGCAUAAGCGGUUUUGUAUAUCGGCUGGUUGGAGAUCGGUUGGAUGUGUCUGGGUGGUAGUUCUGGAAGGACUUUGGUGUUAAACAGGAACUUUUCGAUGGUAAUUAACGGGGAAAAUUGCAUAGGAAAUUUGGAUUAUUGAUAUAAGAUUUGGGACAUAGGCUGGAUACCAUUUGUAUUAUAUAUUAUGUUGUUUGGAUUUAAGUAUAUAGAGACUUUCUCUUCGGAACA